AUGCAGCUCCUCCAUGUCCUUGGACCGCCCGCGGCGCCGCCCGUCCUUUGGACCAUCAUCAUCAAUGCCCUGAAAACAUCUGUUCGCUGGCUGUUCGCGUUUGAAAAAAAUGUUCCCAAACUAGCCAAAGACCUCCGCAUACGAAUCAAGCAUGGCUCAUACAAUGGUCUAGCAGUUUUGGCAUCUGUGGAAAAAUUCUACGAUAAAGAUGGGUUGCCCGAUGUGAAAGGCUUCGUCGAUGCUUGUGGUGAAGGUUUCUUACUAUCAGAACAGUCUGUCAUCGGGAAAGCGCUACUGGAUUAUUUCGAUUUAAAGGAUCUGAUGCAGAAAAACCAAGUUUUCGACCCAACUGUUGAUUUCGACACUAUCUGGCAUAGUGUAUGCCCGGAGCAAGAAGGACAUGCAUUUCAUUCUUUUGACUCGAUUCCAGAUGAGCCCGAAUGGGUCGAUGCCAAACGAAGCUGCCUUACGAAGAUGUGGAAGCAGUUCACACCUGUUUCCGAUGUUUUUGAGCGAUGUUUGAAACAAAUUAGUGGGGCUAAAGAUUCAUGCGUCGCCAGACUUUUUGGGGAAAUGUGUACAAUAGCAAGCAAACCAUCCAUGUUCUUCUUUCCCACCUUUUUGUCAGGAUUUGCACAAGGAACCAAGCCCUUCUUGACUGACAAUGCACGCAAGGACCACUCGGUGCUUAGGGCAGUGAACGAGAUCGCAUCUUCAAUAAGUCCAACAGUUGACUCUGUGGCUAUCGAUUGCCUCAAAAUGCAGAUGACUGACAAACAGCUACGACAGACUUGCAAGAUAAUGCGAAAAGCGACUACUUGCCUUGAGAAAGAUGCAGAUAAUGCUUCGGAAGCAAAGUUGAGUGGAUGUAAACGGUCUGGAUUUUUCCCAUCCUAUGAUUCGGUCUCCAAGAAGGCAAGAAGUAUGAAGUCGUUGAUUAGACAGAAGCUUCCUAUCAUCGACUUGCCUGACGGAAAGGGGGUUCCUAUUGCACUCGCCCUGGAAAUGAAGUACAUGCAAGUUAUUGCCGAAUGUCCCGAAAUAGCAACUGCAGAUAGCCUUGAUGCUUGGAUUUCAUAUGACGGGUGCAGGACGGGAAAAUCUGCGCAGAGUGACUCGUCUCAUACAGAAGUUACUUUGUGCUUAAGUGCACGCUGGAACGAAGACACUCCCAUCAUACGCGAGUAUCGGUUCAAACAGGAAAAACGAAAUAAGAAUCAAGAAUGUUUAGUAACGUUUGCUGUCGUGAGCGGCGAAGACUCUGCAGAUAAAAUUCAGAAAAACAUUGUUCACCCAUAUAAACAAAGCAUUCAGGAAAUCAGAAAGAAUUACAAGACUCAAGAUGGAAAAACCAUACAAGGUGGCCUGCAUUUCUACACCGACAAGCAUGGGAAUCUGAGCUGUCUAGGUGGACGUGAGAAGACCACUACCGAGGCAGAGAGUUAUCCUGAGAAGGUUAUCACCAUUACGUUUCACGUGAAGGCUGAUCUCAAAGGACUCUGGGGCCUCUUCAACAUCAAAGAUUUUUGUGAAUCAAGAGAUAUCGAUGCGGGAGACUUCGGGGUCCUAAAUGAUCCAAGCAUGUCUGCAUCACAGAGAGAAUUUAUUCAAAGCUGUACGCAUGUAACAGGAAAUGAUGGAGAAAUAGAAAAUGAUGGAAAAAUAACUUCUGAAGACGUGCAUCAGAUGGAAACUACGAAAGACUCUGGAAGACUUGAACAAGGUCAGCGAGUCAUGGUUUUGAGACAGAAUGACGCAGAAGCGCGGGACUCCGACAUGCUUGAGUUCUUCGGCGACGACGUGCUGCGAAUGCUUGUUGCCUGCCUGCUUCAUAACAGAAUGAGAAUUGACCAGAUGUUUUUGAGAUGGAUUUUCAAAGUGGCCAAGAAGAACGGGCCCACGAAGGUGGACGCAGUCUUGAAGGUUUUCGACAACCACAACAUCAAGUACAAAUACAAGACCGACGAGUAUGUAAUGCCCAACUUGGAUGGGGUACGGUGCAUCAAGUUUCAAGAAAACGUAUUGCCUGGGGUGAUGGAGGUAUUGUACCCGACGGAUCCAGACAAGCAGGUGUAUUGCAAGGAUAUUUUUCGAAAUUGGUGUUCGAUAGACAAAACGCUUUCGAAAAAGCAUUUUCAUGAACUGAGCAAGGAGGAGAUCGACAGUUUACCCAAAAGACUGAACUCUUUUGCUAUUCGAUAUCCAGUUUUGACAGGAGACAAAGAUAUGUUCUCUGCAGUUUAUUUUCAUUUCAUCGCUCAAGGUCACCUUGCAAAACUCUUCAAAGUGCACAUUGAAGAAUUUGGGACCACCCUAUCUCUGUCAAGUAUGGAAACUGUGGAGGCGAGACACAAGCAACUAGGGAGGUUGCUGUGGAGAAAAAGUAUAAUUCAAGAUAUGACUCGAACGAGAAAAGAACAGCGUGAGAAGCAGGCACAGUGCGCUGCCGACGGAAUUCCGUACGAGCCUGAAGAAGUUGUAUAUGACAACGAUUAUAGCAGAGGCAGAGGCAUAGACAUCUUGGUGGAAUCUCUAACAAUCUCAUUUGCCUUGUGCGAUUUUGUAAAUGAUUUAGAGGAUGUACAAGUGUAA
Molecule: messenger RNA, 2592 nt
Organism: Guillardia theta CCMP2712
Lineage: Eukaryota; Cryptophyceae; Pyrenomonadales; Geminigeraceae
Exons: 4
Coding region: 1-2592 (863 amino acids)
Source: RefSeq, a predicted model, not a curated record